Messenger RNA from Anopheles cruzii, 10626 nucleotides. RefSeq names its product intermembrane lipid transfer protein Vps13 (gene Vps13). Gene Ontology annotation, cellular component: extrinsic component of membrane. NCBI's taxonomy places the organism in Eukaryota, Metazoa, Arthropoda, Insecta, Diptera, Culicidae. Bases 132 to 10187 code for a protein of 3351 amino acids. The record is from RefSeq and is a predicted model, not a curated record. Gene Ontology annotation, biological process: protein retention in Golgi apparatus; protein targeting to vacuole. The transcript has 21 exons.
GGGGGGUUGCGUGAAGAAAUAAACAAUCGUCGUUCACGAGAAACCACACGUUAGUUAGAUUCGCUACCUGGUUGAAAACCUGUGGAUUUUAGUCGCUUGAAAGAAGUGCGUAGGCAAUAUAAAAAAAGAAAAUGGUGUUCGAAAGUAUAGUGGCAGAUGUGUUGAACAGAUUUGUUGGUGACUAUGUUGAAAACUUGGACAAAAAGCAACUAAAGAUCGGCAUUUGGGGUGGUGAUGUCGUGCUUAACAAUCUCAUCCUUAAGCAAAGUGCUCUUAAGGAGCUCGACCUGCCGGUUACUACAUUGUAUGGACACUUGGGAAAGUUAAUCUUGAAAAUCCCAUGGAAAAAUUUAUACAGUGCCCCGGUGGAAGCAAUCAUCGAAAAUUUGUACGUGUUGGCCAUCCCCAACUCGGACGUUCGUUACAAUGAAGAAAAGGAGCAACGAAAUGCCUUUGAGGCGAAGAAGGCUGAACUAUCUCGGAUUGAGCAGGCCAAGAAAGCCGAAGAAGAGAAAGAAAAAGAAAUGCCUGUUGCGGACAAGUCAUUUGCGGAAAAACUAACGACGCAGAUUGUGAACAAUGUCCAAAUUAAAAUAUCCAACAUACAUAUCAGAUAUGAAGACACGACAACCACUGGCCAACCAUUUGCCUUUGGCGUAACACUGAGUGAUCUGAGCGUUCACACGACGGAUGAAAAUUGGGUUCAAACCUUGGUAGCGGACUCGGUGACAAAAAUCUAUAAAAUGGCCCAGUUGGACAUGCUGUCGGUUUACAUGAACUGUAACACGCAGUUGUUCCAGCAAUCCGAUCCGUCGUUGUACAAGGUACUGUUUGAGGAAUCGAUUGCCUCCAAAUCCAGACAACUGGCGGAGUAUCGAUACAUUUUUGGGCCCAUCAGUUCGGGAGCGUGCCUGGAAAUGGCACCAAACCCAGAAUUAACAGAUGUACCGUUCUCUUCGCCGAAAAUUAAGCUCAAGCUUUGCAUGGAAACACUUGCCAUUGGCCUGACACGCUUGCAGUUCCAGACAACGAUGCAACUAGUGGAGGCAUUCGGCCGGAUGAUGCGUGCGAUUCCGUACAGAAAGUACCGGCCUCACGGAAUUGGGUACAAGGGAAACUACAAGGAAUGGUGGCACUUUGCGUACACCUGCGUACUAGAAACCGAGGUUCGAAGACGCCGCAAUAAUUGGCUGUGGGAAAAUAUGAUGCAGCAUCGGAAAAAUUUAAGGCUGUACGAAGAAGCCUAUCGUCAACAGCUAACGGCAAAAAAGUUGACCCCGGACAUCAUCAGUCGUAGUGAAGAGUAUGAAAAAAUACUUGACCUGCAAAACAUCAUCAUCAUUCGACAGAAAGUAUCACUGGAUGUGGAGAAGGAAGGCAAACGGCAAGCGGAAGAACAGAAGUCCGCCGGUUGGUUCAGUUCCUGGUGGAGCGGUGGAGCGAAAAAACAAGAGGAUUCCGUCGCGGUCGACAUAAAAAAACAAUUUGAAGCAGCUAUGACGCCGGCUGAGAAGGCUAAACUGUUUCAAGCCAUCGGUUAUCAGGAAAAUGAUGUUCCGACUGAGCUUCCAGAGCAUUACGUCGCUCAAAAACUUCAGUUCCAGCUGAAUUCCUUGGAGGUUUCGAUUAGAAGUGAUGCAGCUGAGGAUACCGCAAUUUUGAAUCGUGUAUUGUUACUAGAACUGAAAAGCGUCGUUUGUGGCGUAGAACAACGUCCAUCUGCAGCGGCAAUGAAAGUAUCAUUGGCCAUGCAUGAACUUACCAUCUCAGGUCUUAAACAAGGUGACAUAUUGCCGAUAAUGGUAAGAUCACAAUUAGAAGGAUCGAAUACGUUGCUCGAUGUGUCAUUCGAAACAAAUCCUGCCGACAAGAAGUGUGACCAGCGGGUUGUGGUAAACUCUCGGCCAUUGCAAAUAAUUUACGACGCCGAAACCAUAAUACAGUUGGCCAAAGUAUUUCAAACUCCGCGUACGGCAACAAUUUCGCAAUUAACAGAUGUUGCCGCAGAAAAGUUAGUCAACAUCAAAGAACGCUCCGCGACAGGAUUGCAGUACGCGAUUGCAAAGCAUCCGCGCUUGGAGCUUAAUAUUGACAUUAUGCCGAGCUACGUCAUCGUUCCUCAUGGCGGAAUUUUUUCUUCCCGAGAAUCCGUUUUAGUUCUUAGCUUAGGCAAGCUCUUGGUUCAAACCGAACCUCGUCCGCUGAAUCGCAGAGAUGUACAAACUAUGCAUAGCGAGGGCAUCGGACAGGAUGAAAUUCUAUCGGAAAUCAUACACCAGAGUUAUGAUAAAUUUGUGUUCGAGGUGAGCGACGUACAAGCGAUCGUUGCCACUGUUGAUGAGGACUGGCUUGGAUCGCUACGAUUGAACACCGUCACCGAGAUGCACCUAUUGGAGCCAACAUCUUUUCACGUAUCCGCACACCUGUGCGUUAUCGAUGACGAUCCCCGGUUGCCGAAGUGUAAAAUUUUCGGCGUGCUGCCUUCGGUUAACAUCAUCGUAACUGAACAGCGCGUGCUGGAAGUUUUGUCCAUAGUAAGCAGCAUACCAUUUCCGGAAAAUGACGAACCGAUCGUGCCCGCCCCCAUUACCAAAGACACAAAUUUGGUCAGCUCCAGCUUGUCAUUGCUGAAAUAUUUGGACGAAAAACAAGCCAAACUGCCAAAAAUCUCACGACCGGUAGAAAUGGCGACUGCACUCGACGGUGAAAUCGUUCAGUUUAUUGAUAUGGAAAUUAAGUUUGAGCUAAACGAAUGCUCCCUAACUGUUUGUAAAAGCGGUGGCGAUGGUCCGCUUAGCAGCUCCUCGGAUAUAUUUACGACACCGACUGAAGAGUUUUCGCAAUCUCCCGAGGAACAGCUGACUCCACAAACAAAAAUUGUUGCUUUUGAUUUACCCAGUAUAGGUGCCACUAACGAAAAUCAGCAAAAAAUUAUUGCGUUUAAAUUUAAGCAACUAGAAAUGACCAUGGUACAGCGAACUUACGACCUCAAGCUUGCUUUAAAACUUGGUGCAGUAACAUUGGAUCAGUUCCGUUGGCGUAACGAUAAAGAACUGAUUCUGAACGUUAUUCAGACUCCGAAAUAUGACUGCGACGACGCCUAUUUAUUUUCGGUGGAUUACACAAACUGUAAAAAGAGCAGUCCCGAGUUCGCUACCAAGUACGAAUCAGUGGAACAGGAAGUGGCGUUCGGCUUCUCUACACUACUGUUGUUGCUUCAUGAAGAUGGGCUAAAUGAGUUGAUUCAGCUUGCAAACGACUUCCAAUCCCGGAUGGAGGCAACAACAAAGAAUAAAAAACUGGAUUCGAAUGGAGCACCGGUUCCAAAAGAUCGUAUUGCCACUAUUCACGAAGAAGAAAGUGUUGCAACAGCACUUUUAAAUGCCGCUCGCGAAAGAUUACCAACAAUAUUGGAAGAUGACAGUGUGUUGGACAGCAAUGCGAUCCAAAAAGUAUCUCGCAAACGUCGAUCAUUUGUAGAUAGCAUCAAGGUUAGAGUCACGGCAAAGUUGGAAGAUGUUAUUGUUCAACUUCAAAAUGAUAAACGUUCGCUGGCAGUGCUUGCGGUAAAAAAUCUCACCGGCAGUAUAAUUAUGAAAACAUCCUACACGGAGAUAAACUUGCGACUGGAAGACAUUGUUUUAACCGAUACAAAUCCGGCAACUAUACACAAUAAGAUAUUGUCCAUCAUAGGCGACGACGCUUUGCACGUGCAAGUUAUCCUGUUCGAUACGGACGCUACUUGCGACUACAACUCAGAUAAUAUGAAAAUUGAUGUUCUUAUGGGUUGCGCAAGAAUUGUGUUUCUCAACUGGUUCGUAGCAUCGGUACUAUCGUUUCUGGAUAACUUUCAGUCGGCUCAACAGCGCAUCAAGGAUGCGAGUGCCGCUGCAGCAGAAGCGGCCAGAAAUAAUGUAGUCGAGGCAUACACGCAGGCCACGCGCAUAAAGCUGAACGUCAAAGUAAAAGCACCCAUCAUUAUUAUACCCGUUGAUUCAACUAGCUUCGAAGCAGUGGCCAUGGAUUUUGGUUAUUUGAGCAUCACGAACACCUUUCGCGACAUCGAUACGGAGAGUCAGCACGGACCGGCGAUAAUUGAUGAAAUGAAGAUCGAACUGAAAGACAUGAAGUUGGGCAAAGUCGGCGUUCGCCGCACAGAGGCAGCAGGCGAUUCGAUUUCACUGCAUGACGGUGAAGAUGUUAGUUAUGAUUUUGACACGGAUCAGGGUUCCGUACUUAGCCCGACCAAUUUUACAUUGGCUAUAAAACGUAAUCUAUCUUCUGGCUGGUAUCGGGAACUUCCUGAAAUUGACGUGUCCGGUCGCUUGAAGAUAGUCGAGCUCAACUUUAUAGCUACUGACUAUUCUGUGAUCAUGCAAAUUUUAUCAAAGAAUAUGACCGAAGGUCAGAAUGAAUUCAAAAAGCCAGUAAAAUCACACGCGAAUCCGAAUGAAAAAACGUCCUCGAAUAUUCCCGCUAAAUCGAAUUGGACUUCGGUUAGCAAGAAAGCAACGGUAAAGCCAUUCGGUGUAGAUGUGGAUCAAUUGAAAACCAUGGAUAGUUCGGCAGCAAAGCAAACGAAGAUUGAUACAUUCCUCAAGUUCAAUUUCCAAAUCGACAGCAUCAAUAUCAAACUUUUUACUGCACCCGGCCAAGGAUUAGCGGGAUUCGAAAUAUAUUACUUGUCCCUCCGCGGGAAAAAGCUCACAGACGGUAGCCUGCAUACAGCCGUAGUGCUUUGCGAUAUCCGGCUCGAUGAUAUCCGACCGAAUCGUGAGCAUAUGCUUACCAGACUGAUGGAACGUCGGGUUAAUGAUGACGGUUCAUUGGAUGAGUUUAACGAAUCACAAGAACAAGUCACAGGUGUGACUAGUUCUCCGUCUAUUUCCACGCCUCGCUCAAUGAUUAACAUCACAUUCAACAUGAAGGAAAACGAUAUGUUCUUGGAUGUUGAAGUAUCCAGCUUCAAUCUGGUUCUAUCGGUAGACUUUUUGUUAAAAUUGCAGCAGUUUCUCCAACCAGAGGAGUUGGUUGAACAACAGGCUUCACGUGUAACUGAAAGUGAACAAACGGAAAAACUACGCCGCGCUAGUGUGUCUGCCGGAGCGUACAAUGCGCCGCAAGAAGCUGACAGACAAAUGACCGUGAUCAUCAAAAUUGAGCAACCCGACAUAAUACUUGUGGAAAAGAUGGACGACGUCAACUGUUAUGCGUUGAUCUUGAACAAUGAAAUAUCUUUGAAUGUGCGUUUGAUUGGCGAACGACAGGUUAUUAAGGGAGAACUGAAGGACUUGUGUUUAUACUACGCUGAAUUCAACCCCGAGCGACGCAACUCCACAAAACAUUACGUCGUGCGUCCAUGCUCCAUCAGCCUUAACGGAUCUACACCGGAAGGAUUGGGACUUCAUCUUAGCAUCAAUUCGACAGAAAUCAAACUAUCGGUUUCACCUGCUGUUAUUGAACUAAUGAACAAUGCACUUCAAACGCUAACCGCCAAAGAACAGGCUCAGUUGAGCGAGUCUGAUAAAACGGUUGACUAUGAAGAACUGUGGCACGUGAAAGAAUAUGAUUCGGAUCAGUUUUGGUUUAUUCAGCCUGAUAUAGCAGAAGACGCGCUCAGCUUCGAGUCAUUAGCUACUGCGGAGGUGAAGGAGGAAAAGUGUUUCAUUGACAUACCAUCGAUAUCGUUGAUCGUAGAAACUGGGCUGGCAACCAACACGAUCCCGAUGCUUUUUAUCGAAACCAGCUUGCAGGGGUCCGUUGCAAAUUGGAGUUCAGAUAUGAAGAUAAGCAGCUCGUUGCGUUUGAGUAUGUCGUACUACAAUCAAACGCUAGCUUUAUGGGAAUACGUAAUCGAACCUAACGUUAUCGAGCAAUCCAAUGGAACCACCACGUACAUGCCAUGGGAGUUGACAUUCAACAUGGAAGUUGAUCACCACGAAGAUCGAUCUCGUGAACCGACAACCAGGAUGCACAUCGCUUCGAGAGACAGUUUAGAGAUGACCGUAACGAAGACAUGCUUGGAUGUGGUGCAAAAUCUCGCCAAAGCGUUUUCAGAAGCCAUCAAACGGGAAGGCAUGAUUAUGUCCAGUGUACAGGCGCCCUAUGUGUUGCGUAACGAUACCGGUCAAGACGUAAAGGUGAACUUUACGGCCAGCGAUUUCCUGAUUCAUCCAUCGCAUCUUGGUUCCUCGCAUAUCGAUGACUUGAUUGUAAUCAACCAGUCGGCAGAAGGGUCUUCGCUAAGCAGUUGCAUCGUUCGUUCGAAUGGACGUUUGAGCUUGCAGCCCAAGCAUCACUGCUCGGAACGGUCGAUCCUAACGGUAUUGGAUGAUAAAGACAUGAGCAAACGCAUGUUUAUGAAAGUAAUCGUUGCUGACACAGACAAAGAACUAACAUUACCAGUUUACAAGUCCGACAAACGCUACUUCCCCUUGUUUCGAAAAAUGGGCGAAGAACCGUGGGGCCUUAUAUCGGAGGUGAAAAUCGAGCAUGGUUGCACAAUUUUGGUGUUGCGUAGCAUUGUACAAGUGCAUAAUCAUUUCACUGUGCCGAUAGACAUGUAUCAGUUUAUCAACCACGAAAAGUGUCACAUAGGUGAAGUUCGUGCAGGAGGAUUCUUAAAUGUUCCGUUAUACUGCUUGUACAGCGACAUGAAAGAGUUGCACUUUUCCAUGAAAGGAUAUCACUCAUCAGCUCAAGGAAUAAGCUGGAAGGAAUCGCCCAAUAACUUCAAGCUUAUUAAAGGUCUGCAAUGUGAUCCAACCAAAACGUUCGAGCCGUUCUACAUAAAUGCAGUACGACAGCGGCAAGAAGUGUUUUAUGAAAUAUCAUCGAAUCAUACGAUGAUGAGUGCGUGCUACGAAAUUCACUUGCGACCUCCAUUUUUGUUGAGGAACGCCCUUCCCAUCGGUCUAACAAUCUCCGUUGCCGGGUGCACUGUUCGACGCGAGUGCGAAAUUACUAGUCAUGAAAGUCUUUCGAAUUCUUCUACUGUGACCGGAGAAGACUUUUUGGAUUACGGAGAAAAGUUGUUGCGGCCUGGAGAACUGCUUCAUUUACCAACCGUUAAAACGUCCGCACGUUCCACCAGUGAAACGUCGUAUAUUGUUGCUCGACUUGUUAACUACUUGGAUAAAGAUUGGUCAUGUACCACAGAAAUACCAGCUCAGCCACCAGAAUUCGGUGUUUGGACAUUCAAUUCCUAUGAUUCCGUAGAAGUUAUGUCUCUACAGCUGGGUGUAAAAUACGAGCAUCGCGCAGACGGAUUAACUGCGAUCGUUUACUGCCCGUUCUGGAUGUUGAAUAAGACUGGACUAAUGUUGAGUUACCGGGCCAAUGACGAAAAUACAAACAUUCUCUACCACCCCCCGGAGUACGAAGGACCAAUUCUAUUUUCUUUCCGGGAGAAGGUGUUUUUCGGAAAGAAGAAAGCUGCGGUGCGGGUCGAUAAUGGCGAGUGGAGUGAAAAGUUUUCCCUAGAUGUGGCCGGUUCGAGUGGUGUGGUGUUGUGCCACGGAAACAACAUGAAGUACGAAAUUGGCGUAAACAACACCUUGACUCACAAUUCGCUCACGAAGCAGAUUGUGUUUAUGCCGUACUUUGUUCUGAUCAAUCGAGCAAACUUUGAUGUCGAGGUGCAGGAACAUCUUCGGCCCGGUGAUUCUUUCACAAAGGUGCCCAUAAAUGGUUGCGUACCGCUUUGGCCAAAAACCGAAGACAAUCGUAUGCUAAGGGUAAAGAGUGCAGAUCUGCCUGAGGUGACGGCUCCGUUCAAGUACACAGAUGUCCAGUGCACGUUACUGCAGUUGCGCAAUCGGUACGGUGGCAUUAACGUGGAUGUGCACGUUACGGAAGGCGCAGUCUACAUUACGUUUAGUGGCUACCAUCCAGGAGAUGCUCCGGCGCUGCUAAUGAACCAUACGAAAGAACCAUUCGCUUUCAAAGAAAAAGGUGACGUUAACGGUAAGAUACUGAUGCCGAAUCAAAUGGUUCUCCACACAUGGAUUGAUCCAGCUGGUGAGCGUACGAUCGUGUGGGAGAGUGGAUCGAAAGCACCGGCUAUCGAGAAUGAUUUAAGACGAGAUGGCAUCAGUGAAUUCAAGACGCCCGGCGGGAGCGAAAUAUACUGGGUGUCGUUCUUGAAUGGCACGCAACGUGUUCUGUUGGUAACGGAUAAUUGCAGCAUAGCAUCUGGUGUUCACAGUGCCAUCCACCUCGAUCAGGUGACGCAAGAGGUGAAACUGGAGAUACAAGGCGUUGGACUUUCGCUCGUGAACAAUAUGAAGCCAAUAGACCUGAUGUACAUCGGUAUUGCCAGCUCCGGGGUCAUAUGGGAGGAGCAAAAAAAGUCUGGCCGUUUCAAGCAAAUGAAGAUACAGGAAACGAUCCUCAUAGAAAAUCUUUACCAGCAGUAUUUGCGUGACCAAGAGGUUGGCACAGUGGCAAACAAGAAGUACUUCCUCGAUGGUGAUUCUCGCAAUGAGGUAAACUUUGUGGAAAUGAAAAUACGAAAGUCUACCGAACGACGCUUGAAACGAGCCUUUUACCCUGGACUGUGGGUUAAAAUUAAGUCGUCCAGCCAUCAGCUGCAGUUUCACGCCAAGAUUAACCGCAUUCAAAUUGACAACCAACUGGUGGACUGCAUCUUUCCUGUGGUCCUAGCACCGGUGCCACCACCGAAGAGUGUGGCCGCAACUACGGAGUUUAAGCCAUUCGUUGAGAUGAGCAUGGUUCAGCGCAUAAUUCCACAUUCGAAUGUGAAGCAGUUCAAGUACCUAGUGGUGCUUAUUCAAGAAUUUCACGUAAAAGUCGAUCUACCGUUUGUGAAUGAAAUUUUCGACAUUAUUAGCACUGAGAUCACCGAAACGGAAGCGAAACAACUGUUCGCAAAGGAUUUGGAAUUGCAAACUCAACCACUGCACGCGCACGUCACGAUUCAGUCGCAACAAGAAGUGAAGAACUUCUAUGAUAACCUGCACUUGGGCCCGCUAAAGAUACACGUUAGCUUUUCCAUGGCCGGGUCUGAAUCGAAGGCGUUACCUGGCAUUCUGUCGACCAUACUUCAGGGCGUCGGUGUAACGCUGACGGACGUCAACGAUGUGGUCUUUCGGCUGGCUUUCUUCGAGCGUGAAUUUCAGUUUCUUACACAGCGUCAACUUGUCUCUGAGUGCGUGACCCAUUACAGUGGGCAGGCAGUAAAGCAACUGUACGUGCUGGUAUUGGGACUGGAUGUCAUCGGAAAUCCGUACGGUUUGGUGGUCGGUUUUACCAAAGGUGUAGAAGACUUGUUCUACGAGCCGUUCCAGGGUGCCAUACAGGGACCUGGAGAAUUUGCCGAGGGACUGGUACUUGGCGUAAAGUCACUUUUCGGACACACUGUAGGUGGCGCAGCGGGUGCUGUUUCAAAAAUUACUGGAGCCAUGGGCAAAGGCUUGGCAGCGUUGACAUUCGAUGACGACUUCCAGAAAAAGCGACGUGAUGCGCUGAACAAAAAACCCGCUAGUCUUCAGGAAGGAAUAGCGCGCAGCGGCAAAGGACUGGUGAUGGGCGUGUUCGAUGGUGUGACGGGAGUUUUCACGAAGCCCAUAAGUGGCGCCAAAGAAGAAGGCGUAGAGGGCUUUUUCAAAGGCCUCGGAAAGGGUGCCGUUGGGCUGGUGGCUCGCCCGAUUGCCGGUGUGACUGACUUUGCAAGUGGCAGUUUUGAUGCUGUAAAACGGGCGACAGAGUUAUCGGAUGAAGUCAUUCGAUUGCGUCCACCUCGUUAUCUGCACAAGGAUGGCAUUGUGAGACCUUACUACCGCAAGGAAGCGGAAGGAUGUAAAUUGUUGAGAGAUAUUGAUAAAGGCAAGUUCGCCGAAACGGACGCAUAUGCGUACUACGAAGUGAUCAUUGACAAUAAGGAUGUUGUUGUGCUAACCGACUGCCGAAUUAUCUAUGCCAUCAAGAGUGAAAUGUUUGGAGGAUGGCAGUCCGAGUGGUCUCACAAGUGGACGGAAAUAUUGAGUGUAUCGGUGCUGAAUGAUGGCAUUGAAUUGUUACUGCGGAAUCGGGAUAAAAAGUCGUCGCUGAAAAAAAUGUUUAGCUCGUCAGGACCCAGCAAAAAGAUUCUCCUCAUGUCUGCAACCUCUAGGCGCGCUCGACUGAGCGCAGAGAUGAGUCAGCUACUAACGAAAGUAAAUGCGUAAAGAAAACCGCGUGCGCCUUCACAGCCAAUAAGCAAUCAUUAUUGUUAUGCCGACAGCCAAGUCUGAAUUCUGUUUUUCGAAACUCUACACACAAAAAGCUUGCUUUUUAUUAUUUUCUAUUGUUGCACAUUGGUAAUCUAUAUUUGCAACGUUGGUAAUCUAUAUUUGCAAUGUUGGUAAUCUAUAUUUGUAUAUUAUAUGCUUUAGUAUAUAACUCCGAAUUUCUACUUAUAAAUAUAACGAAGAAGAAAAAGUACAAACACAAUGCUGAAAAUCAUUUUGAGGAAUAAAGUUGGAUAUAGAAUAAUUCUACUUGGUCACCAACGUAAUCGCAACUGCUCCAGGCGACUUGUUAAGCUUUUACAGUGAUUUGUUUUUCCCAAAAAAGUCCUGAUUUAUACACCAAAUCAUUAGCUAUAUAAUAAAACUUUGUGUGAAU